UGAACGAACAAACGGGCCGACAGAGAAGCAACUGUUCGUCUGCCGGCAACCUCAUGAAGCAAGCGCGUCACUCACAGUCGAUUCCCUGAAAGCACACACAUGCAACCAACCAACCAGUGAGUGGUGAACAGUGCAUAGUACAGGCCUGCUGGCUGGCUCGUGGCUUGCAUACCUCAGUGAAGCGUGACCCUCGUCCCGAUCUUCAGAGAAGCCAAGCACACAGGCUGUACGCAGAUUGGAGUGAUUCAUUGUCUUUGCUUACAGGAUGAUGCAUCGGCAUGACGCAUCGGCAGACAGACGAUCGAGGAGUAAGCAUGAGGUGAAUUCAUGCUUUCUGGCAUGUACUCGCGCGUGCAAGGCCCCACUUUGUCUGUCUUCCCAUCACAAAGAGCGACUGGUCGGUGGUGUCUCUGCGUCUCCACCGCUGCGCCGCUGAUGAGAGAGAAAGGGCGACGCGAGCACUGCACACUGCUUUCUGUGUGUCUCUUUGUUACCUACCCCUUUUUCAUCUUGUUUUGAAGGUGAAAUAGCUGACGCAUUCGGGCAGCAAGGGGACCAGGAAUGGCUGAACGAGAUCCGUAGACAACGGGUAGCCUUGUCUUGUACUGAUGUGUGUGCGUGUGCGUGUCUUGUUGCUUCCUCACUCUUGCUCUGACAGAGUUCGUACAGCAGGUCCAUCUUAUGUCGGAAGUAUUUCUGCGCCUCGUACAUCUCCUUGUAGAAGUUGAUCGACGAUGUGAUUCCGUAACUGCGCAUAAAGGACACAUAACGACCAGAAAUUUCGUGUGUGCGUGUGUCCCACGCGAAUAUGCAUGAGCCGAUGAUCAUUCCCCAAACGGCGAAGUGCCGCUCCUGGGGGGUGGUCAGCAGUGGCGAGCCAUGACCGACAGACGACAUGCUGAGCGUCGCGUUGAUCGAGACACAGAAGAGGCACAGAAACACACGUACAUUUGAAAUGCAUAUGUCUCGUGUUUUGUCUGCUUUCGUGAUUACGGACGUCUGCAGCGUCCACACGAGAGCCAGCAGGUAUUGCUUGGCAUGUGCCUCGCCUUCCACCUCAUUCACAGCCAGCCACUCCCUGCCAUCAUCCUGAAUCACGCUCACACACAUCAUGAAGAAGGGUGAUGGGGGAGGGGCUGAAGGCGGCCGCUGACGAGCAGCAGAUCAGGAGGGCCAUGCUAUGUGGAGAUGCAUGGUGGCCCGGCUGACAAAGCCUUCGAAUAAAGUGGCUGCCUCACGCCGCCUUCAGUGGCCUGCAGGCCCUCGAUAUCCACAUGACGCACAAAACGCCGCAGCAGGAGGCCUGCCAGACCAACACACAUACACACCUCCUCAAGUGGACACCACAGGAUGGAGUGCAUCCAAUGGCUUUUCGAAGUACUUUUGGCGUCUGUCAGGUUCCUCCAACGAAGCAAGAGAAAAGGGAACUGGCAGGGGAG
Molecule: messenger RNA, 1439 nt
Organism: Vitrella brassicaformis
Lineage: Eukaryota; Vitrellaceae
Source: the annotation of a GenBank genome assembly